ACUUGAUUAUUUAUUUUAGAAAAACUAUAACAAACGAAUUCUUAAAAAGAAAAAAAACUGGCAAGGGAAAAGCAUAGAAGAAAGAAAAGAAUCGAGAAAUUGAGUAUUGGGUUGAGAAGUGAAGAAGAUGGCGUGUUUGCAUGACCACAGUUGUGAAGACCAUGAUUGUUCCUCUGAUUGGUCUCUCUACAAACACAUCGAUCUCUCCAAGAUAUCUGCUUUGAAUGAGGCAACUCCUGGCAGUGUUAAAUCAGUUUUCAAAGCUUGGGAACACCGUUUGAAUUCUUCUGGGGAGCACUUGGAAAGCAAUGAGGGUGAUCCUGAGUUACUUGUAUUCAUUCCAUUUACUUCAGAUGUCAAGAUUAAGAGCAUAUCAAUAGUUGGUGGACCUGAUGGAACAAGUCCUUCCAAGAUGAGAGCGUUCAUCAAUCGAGAUGGCAUCGACUUUUCAGAUGCACAAAGCAUGCAAGCCAUUCAGGAAUGGGAUUUGGCUGAGAAUAUGCAAGGAGUAUUGGAAUACCAGACAAGAUAUUCUAAAUUUCAAAGUGUGGGAAAUAUUACAUUGCACUUUCCUGAUAAUUUUGGAGGUGACAUUACAAAAAUACACUACAUUGGCCUUAAAGGCGAAGCUACUCAGUUAAAAAGGGAUGUUGUUGCCACUAUUGUUUAUGAGCUUAUGCCAAAUCCUUCUGAUCACAAGACACGUGCCGAAAGCGGCGGGGGUCUUUCGCAUGUCGGGUGAAACUGCAUUUGAUGGUUUUAUUUUGUUACUUGAUAACCAUCACAAUCCAACCUUCAUGUCCUUGUUUCCUCCCACCUUUCUAGCAAAAAGGAAUACAUUUGGAUAGCUAAAAAAUUAUUAUGCAAUGAAAUAAUUUGAUCCUGGAGUCGAUGUAAGUUACGUAUGAAAUUCCACUGCUAGUUUGAUACUUGUUGAUCUGAAUGAUGAUGAUGGAUAACAAUGCUGUCAUGAGUAUGACAAUAUAAAUAUCUUGUAGAACAAAGGAAACGCUAACAUUAUGAAUUUGUUUGUCUAUGCUAUUCAAAGAAUAUGUCCUUUUGGCAAAAAGCAAUGAAAAGGGUUAGAUGCGUUUUUUGUUGGUAUGUAA
This is a messenger RNA of Cicer arietinum (chickpea), 1109 nucleotides long. RefSeq lists its product as uncharacterized. The record is from RefSeq and is a predicted model, not a curated record. NCBI's taxonomy places the organism in Eukaryota, Viridiplantae, Streptophyta, Magnoliopsida, Fabales, Fabaceae.